UUCUUUUCUUCUUCAAGGGAGAGACUGAUGUCUGCCUGAUUCUUCUCUUUCUCUCUUUCUUAUUAUUUCCUGUGCAUGAUCUGGUUUCGUAAUGAGCCAGACAAACCUUGUCUCAUUGCAUAUCCAUGAUGCAGAAAGUUUGUUGGCCUUACUUUGAUCCUGAUUUUGACCGUCUCCCCGAAAGGAUAUACGGCCCCACUUGUAGAGUCUGCAUUGAUAAUGAAAGCAUGGAAGAUUGCUCAGUAGUAAAGGUCGAUAGUGUAAACAAGCAAGGCCUUCUCCUGGAGGUGGUGCAGGUUUUGACAGACCUGAAUUUAACUAUUUCUAAGAGUUACAUUUCCUCAGAUGCUGGAUGGUUCAUGGAUGUUUUUCAUGUUAAAGAUGAACGUGGCAAGAAACUUACAGACCAGCAUGUCAUUGACUAUAUUCACCAGGCCAUAGGUACAACAAGGGAGACACAGAGCCCGGCUACACCAAAAUCAUACGUAAACGAUGUUUUCGAAGGCGAGCAUUCGAGCGAGCAUACAGCCAUUGAAAUGAGCGGGACCGAUAGGCCCGGACUCUUCUCAGAGAUAUCAGCAGCUCUAGUUGACCUUCACUGCAACAUUGUGGAAGCACAUGCAUGGAGCCACAACGCUCGUCUUGCUUGCGUUGCCUAUAUUUCUGAUCAGUCUACGGACACCCCUAUAGACGACCCUCACCGUCUUGCCACCAUCGAAGACCACCUGACCACCGUGAUCCGUGCCACUGGACCUCAGCCAAACAGCCAGGAAGUGAAGACAGGUGGAGUUGUUGGAGGGGAAGGGACGGUGACUAAUGUUGAAAGGAGAUUACACCAGCUCAUGCUUUCAGCUAGAGAUUUUGAUGGUCCCUUGGGUUCAUCAAUAACUGGGUCUGGACCCAGAUCGGGACGGGGGUCGGUUUCAGGAUUGGACAAUGAAGACGAAGGGAGGAAGACGGUAGUUUCGAUAGAUAACUGUGAGGAGAAGGGAUAUUCAAUAGUAAGCAUAGAGUGUAAGGACAGGCCAAGGCUAAUGUUUGAUACUGUUUGCACUCUUACUGAUAUGCAGUAUGUGAUUUUCCAUGCUUCUAUUGGUGCUGGUGAUGAUGGUUAUGCAUUUCAGGAAUAUUUUAUACGAUACAUCGAUGGAUAUGCAUUGAAUACGGAAAGUGAAAAAGAACGUGUGAUAAAAUGUCUAGAGGCGGCCAUAGAGCGCCGAGUUUGUGAGGGGGUGAAGGUGGAGUUAUGUGCAGAAAAUAGAGUAGGUCUACUGUCUGACAUAACCCGAGUUCUUCGGGAGAAUGGUCUAACCGUAGUUCGAGCAGAUGUAGCAACGCAGGGAGAGAAAGCAGUGAAUGCUUUCUAUGUAAGAGACAUUUCGGGGAAUGAAGUAGAUAUGGGAUUUGUUAAGUCCAUGAAGAAGGAAAUGGGUGCAAUUAAUCUUGAAGUCAAGAAAGAUAUUUCAAGGCCAAUUUCUCGAGAUCAAAGGGCUCGCUUCUCUAUUGGGGAUAUGCUUAAAUCACAAAUUGGACGUUUCUCUCAUAACUUCAUUCAAAUCAAGUGAUGAAAAUCCGUGUAAAUAUGUACGUAUAUAAACUCUCUUACAGGUAGUAAUAAUAUAUAAUUAAGGAGAUUUAAUUGUGGGAGAAUAAAUUGAUUAACUAAAUUCCUUGUAUACUGUGUUAGCGUUUGUACAAAAAUAAACCGGAGAUGUACUUAUUUAGCCGUGAUUGAUGUUUAGGGUUGUAAAUAAGGCUGUACGACUACUGUGAAAGGCGCUGUUUCUUGUUAUGGAUUGUACAGAAGUCAAUACGGAGGUUGUGUUUAUAAUAUUUUAUUCAUUCUAAAAUAUUAAUGUAAAUAAAAAAAAUAAAAAAUAAAAAGAGAUUGGUUAGACAGCAACUGAUUAUUUUUUCCAACAUAUAAUUCAUCAGUUUCUUUCAAAAAAGAAAA
Molecule: messenger RNA, 1954 nt
Organism: Ricinus communis (castor bean)
Lineage: Eukaryota; Viridiplantae; Streptophyta; Magnoliopsida; Malpighiales; Euphorbiaceae
Product: ACT domain-containing protein ACR2
Exons: 7
Coding region: 126-1565 (479 amino acids)
Source: RefSeq, a predicted model, not a curated record